Molecule: messenger RNA, 1204 nt
Organism: Nezara viridula (southern green stink bug)
Lineage: Eukaryota; Metazoa; Arthropoda; Insecta; Hemiptera; Pentatomidae
Source: the annotation of a GenBank genome assembly
UAGUUUGGCAACAUUGUUAGUAAGUUCUUUCCUGCUUACUAGGCGGAGGGACGCUUGUGGUUUUAUUAGAUAGUUCAUCGUUUGUUGAGUGUACUGUUUCAUAAUGGACACAUUCUCAAGUAAAAUGGAAAUGAGUCUCGAUGAAAUAAUUUUACAAGAACAAAAGAAAAAGGGCAUCUUAAGAACCAGUAAUAGUAGUAGUCUGGAAAAUAUCCAUGAUGAUAUGAUACAUGAGACUCCAAUGGUUUCAAUGAAUUCUACAAAGUUCUUACCAGAAAAUUCUAAAUUCAUUCCGAGAAGGGUUCCUGGCUUGUCACAGCACCAAUGGUUACAAUACCGUAAUAUGACAAAGUACAACCACAGAAGAAAUGGUCAUAUACAAAGACGGUAUCCAGGAAUCCCACUUCUGAAGAUGAAAAGAGGUUUCAGGCAAGGGAUACUUGGGAAUAAUAAUUAUAAGGUCAAAGUAUGGAGAAAGUCUAAUGUUCCUCGCUUCCAGGAUGUAAGAAGUUAUUCUGGAAACACUUACCCCUUGACAGCAAAUUAUUUACAACAAUUUGAUAAGCAGAACCGUGCCCCUAUUCCUAAAAGAGGUCCUGGCUCAGUUGGGAGUAGAGGAUCUCUUUGUUCUUACUGCUCUAGGACAUCUUCAGUCAGGUCUCACACAUCUUAUCGUUCGGUACCCUCGAAUCGAUCUGGCAGAUCGAAUCGAUCAGGCAGAUCGAAUCGAUCAUAUUCUUCUAAUUCACGAAAGUCUGUUCUUCCAAAUACAUAUAGAUUUAACUACUACUUGAAUAGAAGAAUUCAACAGCACAUUCAUCACAUGCAGGAGAACAAAGCUCUUCGCCUGCAUAAUUCAUCCAGAGAAACUCUUAUCGAUGAACCGGCUAAAUGCAGCCCUAUGCCGAGACACACUUGGUGCACACUGCAUCAUAGAUUCAAGAAAUUUAUCUUGAAUCCUAUCGAUUAGUGUUGAUCCAAGUAAAUUGAAUUAAACUGGAAGUAUAAAUUAUAUGUUUUAAUCAGCAAAUUUUAUAUAUACCACAAGAAUUAAAAAUGUAAUAGUAGUUUAAUUAAUGGUUUUUGUAAUUAAAAAAAAUCUUAGAUGUUUUUAGAUUUUUAAUAACCAAAGGAAUUAUAAUGAAGAGAAGAAUAGUUGGGGUGCUCAGUCAUAAAAGGAAGGCAAAAAAUAAAUUAUAAUAUU